This is a messenger RNA of Knipowitschia caucasica, 360 nucleotides long. The record is from the annotation of a GenBank genome assembly. NCBI's taxonomy places the organism in Eukaryota, Metazoa, Chordata, Actinopteri, Gobiiformes, Gobiidae.
AUGGUCAGAGCAGAGAGUGACGUCCACAUGGUCAGAGCAGAGAGUGACGUCCACAUGAGCAGAGUGACGUCCACAUGGUCAGAGCAGAGUGACGUCCACAUGGUCAGAGCAGAGAGUGACGUCCACAUGGUCAGAGCAGAGAGUGACGUCCACAUGGUCAGAGCAGAGAGUGACGUCCACAUGGUCAGAGCAGAGAGUGACGUCCACAUGGUCAGAGCAGAGAGUGACGUCCACAUGGUCAGAGCAGAGAGUGACGUCCACAUGGUCAGAGCAGAGAGUGACGUCCACAUGGUCAGAGCAGAGAGUGACGUCCACAUGGUCAGAGCAGAGAGUGACGUCCACAUGGUCAGAGCAGAGUGA